AUACUGAUACGACUACAAUGUAAACGAAUACGCGUGGCAUUUCGUCAGAUUGAGAAACGUUUGAAAUAAAAAAGAAAGAAACGAUAUAUCGACAGAAAAUAAUCAUACGUCGAAGGAAGAAGCGACUCUUACAUCCUUUCAGAAAAUAAUUGUACAAUUUCGAUCAGCAUUUAACAGGCAAAGCUAAACUGAAACCACGAGUUUUCGACCGUAAUAUCUUUACGACACUGCUGCCACCUGCAAAUUGUGUGUAAUAUCGAAUGUAUCAACUUCGGCGACAAUUUACUUGAAAAUAAUUAAGAGACGUGUUACGAUUAAAGUAUAAUUAUGUGAUGUGUAAGAAGCAUUUAAGUUGCAAUGAGUGUAUAAGUUUCAAAAUUUUUCAUCGACAUUGUUUGUGACAAACCUUACAGGUGUAUAUGCAAACGCGAUAACAGUAUUUGAUUCCAGUAAUGGCAUGAUCGUAUUAAGUGCAAAAGGCUUAAUUCGUACUACGUACAUAUGGCAGUGAUUUAAUUUGAUAUGACAAUAAUAUAAGUUUGCGUAACAUCUAAAUAAUAUAUUUAAUUACUUUCGUAAUCUGAGUCUCGUGUCCGGCAACAAAUAUGGCAGCGACAAAUGAUACAAAUCUCGAUUUUAAGGUUACAAUGGAAUAUGCUGACCCACAAAAUGUUGAGGGUGAAAUGACAGUAGGCUCUAAACAGAAAUCAAAUCUUGGGGAACCUGAAUUCAAUACCUUAGACGAACCAAUCAGAGAUACAAUUCUUAGAGAUGUUCGAGCAGUGGGCAAGAAGUUUUUUCAUGUUUUAUAUCCCGUAGAGAAGAAAAGCUUAUUAAAAGAAUGGGAUCUUUGGGGACCAUUAGUAUUAUGUACAUUCAUGGCAAUGAUAUUGCAAGGUUCUUCUGAUACAGCAGAUAGUUCAAACGAUGGAGGACCAGAAUUUGCUGAGGUUUUUGUAAUUGUAUGGAUUGGAUCUAUGGUUGUUACGUUAAACUCCAAAUUAUUGGGUGGUAAUAUAUCCUUCUUCCAAAGUAUUUGCGUCUUAGGAUACUGCUUAUUGCCGACCGCCAUUGCUCUAAUUUUAUGUAGAAUUAUAUUAAUGGCAGAACAGACUACUUUCCUGUUUAGUCUAAGGUUUGUUAUUUCUAAGAUCGGAUUCGCAUGGGCAACAUAUGCAUCAAUGGCAUUCCUUGGUGACAGUCAACCCGUAGGGCGGAAAGCUCUAGCCGUAUAUCCAAUAUUUUUAUUCUACUUUGUAAUUUCAUGGCUGGUUAUAUCUCACACUACAUAAGAUAAAAUAUAAAUCGUUUACAAUAAUAAAGACUGUACAUUACUCCGUGUCUGUACACAAAGUGACGAAAAAAUUGCAAUUGUAGUCUGCAUUGUAUUUUGUAAUUAUCGAAA
Molecule: messenger RNA, 1405 nt
Organism: Colletes gigas
Lineage: Eukaryota; Metazoa; Arthropoda; Insecta; Hymenoptera; Colletidae
Product: protein YIPF6
Exons: 7
Coding region: 606-1292 (228 amino acids)
Biological process (GO): endoplasmic reticulum to Golgi vesicle-mediated transport
Cellular component (GO): membrane; trans-Golgi network
Source: RefSeq, a predicted model, not a curated record